Prionailurus viverrinus (fishing cat) is the source of this 4419-nucleotide messenger RNA. RefSeq names its product fibulin 2 (gene FBLN2). Bases 204 to 3875 code for a protein of 1223 amino acids. Gene Ontology annotation, biological process: positive regulation of cell-substrate adhesion. The transcript has 18 exons. The record is from RefSeq and is a predicted model, not a curated record. Gene Ontology annotation, cellular component: extracellular region; extracellular matrix. Gene Ontology annotation, molecular function: calcium ion binding; extracellular matrix binding. NCBI's taxonomy places the organism in Eukaryota, Metazoa, Chordata, Mammalia, Carnivora, Felidae.
GGAGGGGGCCCGGGGCCGGCUGGGGCCGCCCCUCUGCGCCUCCGCCCCGCCCCGCGCCGCGCACAGCCGGGGCUCGCGGCUCUCGACGCGCCGACGGCCGGGCGGACUGACGGACGGGCGGCCAGACGUGCGGAGCGCCCCGCGGGCCUCGCAGGAGAGGACGCAGUUCAUCCUGAGGUGGCAUCUGGACUGGCUGUGGGACCAUGGCGCUGCUCUGGGAGCCCGCAGGAGCUUGGCUGGCCCUGGCCGUGGCCCUGGCCCUGGGCCCAAGUGCCGGCACGGCGGCCCCGAGGCAGGACUGCACGGGUGUCGAGUGCCCGCCGCUGGAGAACUGCAUCGAGGAGGCCCUGGAGCCGGGCGCCUGCUGUGCUACCUGUGUGCAGCGGGGCUGUGCCUGUGAAGGCUACCAGUACUACGACUGCCUGCAGGGGGGCUUCGUGCGUGGCCGGGUGCCUGCCGGCCAGUCCUACUUCGUGGACUUCGGCAGCACCGAGUGUACCUGUCCGCCUGGUGGUGGCAAGAUCAGCUGCCAGUUCAUGCUGUGCCCGGAGCUGCCCCCCAACUGCAUCGAGGCCGUGCUGGUGGCCGACAGUUGCCCGCAGUGCGGCCAGGUGGGCUGCAUCCACGGCGGUCGCAAGUAUGCUGCUGGCCACACGGUCCACCUCACUCCCUGCCGGGCCUGCCACUGUCCCGACAGCGGGGGUGAGCUCAUCUGCUACCAGCUCCCCGGUUGCCAUGGAGGUGCCGCUGCCACCGGGAACUUCUCGGAUGCUGAGGAGGGUGACCCCGAGAGGCACUACGAGGACCCCUACAGCUAUGACCAGGAGGUGGCCGAGGCGGAAGCUGCAGCAGCCCUGGCGGGAGAGCUCCAGGCGGGCCCAGGGGGCCCAGCCGCUCUGGGAGGCGGUAGUCAGCCGUCCUCCGCCAUCCAGGCCACCCCCUGGCCGGCCGCCCUCCCUAGGCCCACGGCGGCUGCUGCCCUGGGUCCCCCGGCCCCCGUGCAAGCCAAAGCCAGGAGAGUGACGGAGGACAGCCACGGGGCAGGGCAGGGGCAGACAGAGGAGCUGAUCUUCAGGGAGCAGCCAGCCGCAGGUGGCCCCGGGGAGCUGGAUGGCCGGCCCACUGAAGGCCCAGCUGGGCCUGGUCUCCCUGCCCAGGAGGACAAGGCAGAGGCUAGGGCAGGGCCUGAAGAGAACCUCAUCCCGGAAGCCCAGGUCACUCCCCGCGGGGCCGGGCAAGAGGGAGCCGGGCCCAUUCCGGUGUCAAGCACGGCCAGCGUCCCCCCGACGCAGUCCACACCGAGCUCUCCCGAGGGCACGACGAAGCCCAGUACCCACACCAUCCUGACGACAUCUCCUCGUGAGGCAGCCUGGGUCCCACCUACCCAGGAAGCACCCAGGCAGCCGCCAGUGCUGCUCCAUUCUCUGCCAGAGGAGGACACGGAUCCCAACUCUGUCCAUUCUGUCCCCAGAGGUAACCCUGAAGUCUUCACGAAGGAUCUGAUUGAGACGUGCUGUGCAGCCGGACAGCAGUGGGCCAUCGACAACGACGAGUGCCUGGAAAUCCCUGAGAGUGGCGCUGAGGGUGACGCCUGCAGGACAGCCCAGAAGCACUGUUGCGUGUCCUACUUGAAGGAAAAGAGCUGCAUGGCUGGCGUCAUGGGGGCCAAGGAGGGCGAGGCCUGUGGGGCUGAGGACAACGACACCUGUGGCGUCUCCUUGUACAAGCAAUGCUGUGACUGCUGUGGGCUGGGACUCCGUGUGCAGGCCGAGGGCCACUCGUGCGAGUCGAACCCCAACCUGGGCUACCCCUGCAACCACGUCAUGCUCUCCUGCUGUGAGGGUGAAGACCCCCUCAUUGUGCCCGAGGUCCGCCAGCCUCUGGAACCUGAAGCCGUACCGCGGAGAGUUUCAGAGGCAGAGUUGGCGAGCCGGGAGGCCCUGUCACUGGGCACGGAGACUGAGCUGCCCAACAGCCUGCCUGGCGAUGACCAGGAUGAGUGCCUGCUGCUCCCAGGGGAGCUGUGCCAGCAUCUCUGCAUCAAUACCGUGGGCUCCUACCGCUGUGCCUGUUUUCCUGGCUUCUCACUGCAGGACGAUGGCCGUACCUGCCGGCCAGACAGUGACCCCCCACAGCCGGAGGCCCCAGAGGAGUCCGCGUUGAAACCAGAGUCCUCCCAAGUGGCCUCCAACACCAUCCUGCUACCGCAGCCACAACCCAACACCUGCAAAGACAACGGGCCCUGCAAGCAGGUGUGCAGCGUCAUUGGGGACACAGCCAUGUGCUCCUGCUUCCCUGGCUACGCCAUCAUGGCGGAUGGUGUGUCCUGUGAAGACCAAGACGAGUGCCUGAUGGGCACUCAUGAUUGUAGCCUGCGACAGUUCUGUGUCAACACCUUGGGAUCCUUCUACUGUGUCAGCCACACGGUGCUCUGUGCUGAGGGUUUUAUUCUCAACAUGCACAGGAAGUGCGUGGACAUCAACGAGUGUGUGGCAGACCUGCACACGUGCAGCCGGGGAGAGCACUGCGUGAACACCGUGGGCUCCUUCCACUGCUACAAGGCUCUCACCUGUGAGCCCGGCUACGCCUUCCAGGACGGCAAGUGCGCAGAUGUGGACGAGUGUGAGCUGGGCAAACACAAUUGCCAGGCGGGCUUCACGUGCCAGAACACCAAGGGCUCCUUCUACUGCCAGGCACGGCCGCGCUGCAUGGAUGGCUUCCUUCAGGACCCCGAGGGCAACUGCGUGGACAUCAACGAAUGUACGUCGCUGUCCGAGCCCUGUCGGCCAGGCUUUAGCUGCGUCAACACCGUGGGCUCCUACACGUGCCAGAGGAACCCGCUGCUCUGUGGGCGAGGCUACCACGCCAGCCAGGACGGGACCAAGUGUGUGGACGUGAACGAGUGUGAGACCGGCGUGCACCAGUGCGGCGAGGGGCAGGUGUGUCACAACCUCCCCGGCUCCUACCGCUGUGACUGCAAAGUUGGCUUCCAGCGGGACGCCUUCGGCCGGGCCUGCGUCGACGUGAAUGAGUGCUGGACCUCACCCGGCCGCCUGUGCCAGCACACGUGUGAGAACACCCUGGGCUCCUACCGCUGUUCCUGCGCCUCCGGUUUCCUGCUGGCCGCCGAUGGCAAGCGCUGCGAAGACGUGAACGAGUGUGAGACCCGGCGCUGCAGCCAGGAGUGCACCAACACCUAUGGCUCCUACCAGUGCUAUUGUCGUCAAGGCUACCAGCUGGCCGAGGAUGGGCACACCUGCACAGACAUUGAUGAGUGUGCUCAGGGAGCCGGCAUCCUCUGUACCUUCCGCUGUAUCAACGUGCCAGGGAGCUACCAGUGUGCAUGCCCGGAGCACGGCUACGCCAUGACGGCCAAUGGGAGGUCCUGCAAGGACCUGGACGAGUGUGCGCUGGGCACCCACAACUGCUCUGAGGCCGAGACCUGCUAUAACAUCCGGGGCGGCUUCCGCUGCCUGCGCUUCGAGUGCCCUCCGAACUACGUUCGCGUCUCCGAAACGAAGUGCGAGCGCACCACAUGCCGUGACUUCCUGGAGUGCCAGAACUCGCCGGCACGCAUCACGUACUACCAGCUCAACUUCCAGACGGGCCUGCUCGUGCCGGCACACAUCUUCCGCAUCAGCCCGGUGCCCGUCUUCGCGGGCGACACCAUCUCCCUGACCAUCACCAAGGGGAACGAGGAGGGCUACUUUGGCACGCGCCCACUCAACGCUUUCACGGGCGUCGUCUACUUGCAGCGCUUGGUGCGUGAGCCCCGGGACUUUGCCCUGGACGUGGAGAUGAAGCUCUGGCGUCAGGGCUCCGUCACCACCUUCCUGGCCAAGAUGCACAUCUUCUUUACCACCUUUGCCCUGUGAGACGCCUGCCCGCCUGUGCCCGCCUGAGCGCCCCGCGGGGGCCACGGAACCCCAGGAUCCUCCUGCUGUGUCCCUGCACCAACCCGUGCGCCCCCUGCCGGUGCACACCUUUCCGUGGUUGCUGAACACCGCAUGUGUGGGGCCGGGUGACGGUGGUGUUUUUACUAUAACUCUGUAAAUUAACUUAAUUUUGCUGACUCGAUUCCUACUGGAUUCCUGGGCGUCUCCCGUGCCCCAACCCGAGGGAGGAAGCUUUGAGGGCAGUUCAGGGUCACUGUAGGUGCUCUGUGGGUGGAGUCAGAGGGCCAAAGGCCGAACAGUGACUGAAGAGGAAACACAGCGGCCACGACGCGUUGUUUGGACUUCGCUGGGUGACCUGUCCCCAAAGUUGAUAUUCCAUCUCAUAUCCCACUGUGAUUUGCUCUUUACUUUAAAAAAAAAAAACCAUGUUAAGUGUUUUGUUGAAUUGUAGUACGUGCACAUUGCAAAAAAAUAUAUUCAAAUAGUAACAAAGGGUUAUAAAGUGAAAAAAGAAAAAAGUUUA